AUUCAUACGCAUUAUAUUAGAUAGUUAAUGUUGACAAAUUUCAUACACUCAAUAAUCGAAAAUAAAGUUUACUACAAUGUAUUAUCAUUCGGCGUCGCCAGUCUUUUCAUGUCCCGACUAAAUUGUCGCUGUAAAAGUAUUUUUUCAAUUAGAUGUUGUAGGAGUUCUUGUAAAAAAACGUUUUUGUCAGUUUGAAGACAAGUGGGAAUUUUAGAGAGGAUACUAUUGCUGUGUCACAUGGAGGAGACCUGGUUUGUAGAUGCAGCCCAGCGAUGCCUGUGUCAGCUCUCCAGCUCCCCCAGGAAGUCUGGGUUCAUGUCUUCAGUUUCCUGACGGACAAAGAGAAAGGGGAUAUUCGGGCAACCUGCCGGUACUUCAGGCGGCUGAUAGACCUCCCAUCCCUGUGGAAGAGCAGCCCGGCUGUGGUGAAGAGAAUCAGCGCCGGCAGCUCGGGGUUCUGGACGACGCUGCGCAGAAGGAGGACGGGUUCUGUGCUGGUGAAGGCGGGCGUGACCCAGUGGGAACAGCUGGCCACCUCAUUGCCUUGGCUCACGGCCCUGGCUAUAGAGCAGUGCCGGAAUGACAGCGUGCUCCAGACACUUCAGAGAUUCAGGAAGCUCAAGAGGCUUGUUAUGAGGGGUUUCCACUGCACUUCCACACUGCCCAGUCUCCUCGCCCCCCUGCAACAACUCACUCACCUCACCUUGUGUGAACCACACUGCUCCCAAACAGUGGAGCUGAUAGCCGGCGUCUCUCAGCUAACUAACCUCAGAUCACUAGUUUUCCAUGAAGGUUUGAAACCCAUUCCUAAGCAGUCAUUCCAGGACAUGUUGGGGCGCCUGCCUCACCUGAAGGAGCUGUCUCUCAAAGUUGAAACCUCACCUUUCCCCCUGCCAGCUGACUAUUUUGCUCUGCCCAGGGUGGCCCCUGAAAAGACAGAACCACAUGCUACUAGCCUCGGGUUGACAAGGCUGGAGCUCCUGAACUACAGGGAUUCUGUUCUGUCCCAGACGUCCAUAGAGCAGCUGUCCAGUCUCCAGAGUCUGGCCAUUUACUUCCACCCUGAAGCAGUGGCCUCAGGGAGUUGUCACUUGGAAACGUUAGUGCGUGAACUCCCAUGUCUGACGGAACUCACAGUUGCACGUGGAUAUCCCUUCAGUGUGUAUGUACGGUCAAUACCACCCAGUCUGAAAAGCCUGUCCUUGUCCAGAGUAGCUGUCAGCGCAAAGGACAUGAAGACUCUGGGCAGCCGGACAGCAGGCCUGAGGCACCUUCAGAUGGACAUGUGUACCAGUGACAGGCAGUGGAGUGUGCUGGACUUCCCCCAGUUCUUCCCACAGCUACGGACUCUCCAGCUUCGACACUGUAAUGUGGCUGUGGAGGAGCUCGUGGGCCUGGCUAAGCUGCGCCACCUGGAGAAGGUGGCGGUGCUGGAUGCCCACCUCUGUGAUGGAGGCACUCUGCAGAGGACGUUCCAGAAGCUCAAGAGCCUCACCGACAACCGGCUGCAGAUUCUGCAUUCUCUCCUCCCGCUGGACCCCAUGGCGUGCUCGUGCGCUCGACUCUGACACCACGCUGACAAGGUCUGCCUUUCGAUAAAAAGCGCUGCGCAGCGAGCACGGACAAUUUUCAACAUCCACAUCGAGAUCCUUCGCAAGGCUUGAUUUUGUUUUACUGUUAUUACUAAAAACAUAAGUAUAACCUGCUGUGCAUUGGUUGACUGUGAAAGGUUCAGUUCCUUCUUCAAAUAAAGAGCAAAAACUAACAGCCUACAUUUCCAUACUGUACUUUACCUUAAUUAAAAAGUUGUCUUUACUAUU
This is a messenger RNA of Lepisosteus oculatus (spotted gar), 1820 nucleotides long. RefSeq lists its product as uncharacterized. Gene Ontology annotation, molecular function: protein binding. The record is from RefSeq and is a predicted model, not a curated record. NCBI's taxonomy places the organism in Eukaryota, Metazoa, Chordata, Actinopteri, Semionotiformes, Lepisosteidae.